AUGUCCCACGUGAAAUCGCCUGCAGAAUCCCAGCAAUCGCAACUCCAGCCAACCUCCAUCACCUCAGAAGCCGAGGCAGUGAGGCCUAGAACACCACGACCUUAUCAUAAAGAUGGACUCAAGGUUCGCCAGGAUUGUGGGGAUCGCGACGAUGGGGGUGGGAUCGGCGGCGGCGAUGUGGUGGAUCAACAAGGACGACAUUUCUGGGAAGAAUACGAUGAUCAUGAUGGACGACAAGAGCUUCAGCAACCAGCACAGUCCAAAGGUCAACAGCAGCAGCAACAGCAGCAGCGAGGUCAAGGCCGUAGCGGACAAGGCUCCCUAGUGCCUAGCGAAAGCGGCACAGAAGCUGAUGAUGAACGGCCGGCUUUCGUCAAGUUACUACCGAGCAGUACUUUACGACCUCGCAAAGGGCUGAAGACGGGCGAGAAGAGCGAUGAUGUGCUACUCACCCCUUCGCAGCUGGACGAUGAAGGGAGGAGACUGCCUGGAGAGGGAUACUUCAAGGCCAAAGACACAUCGGAACAAGGCAAAGGACUAUCUCGCCAGGAGACGCGAGAAGAGGAGGAGAAGUUGAUGCAGGUCCGCUUUGGCGAAUUCGUGCGAAGGACGUCUGAGGUUGCGCUUAUGGGGGUGAUUCUGGGGACUGUGCUGUGUGGGCAUGGUGUCAUGGAGACAGCUAUGCAGUGGAAGAGAGAGCUCUUAAGCCAUGUGGUGAUCAUAGUGGUAUUGAUCGUAGCAUAUCCAAUCAAGCUAUCGAUCGUGGACAACCAGGCUCAGCACAUCACAACCAAACUCUGGCAGCGCUUCCGGGUCCCGGCCAGCUUCGACCCGGCUACGGUGCUCUAUCCACCGCUUCUACCCGUCUUGGUCGCUCUGUUGGUUUCGCCCGCGAACGAGGCGGUCGUGCUGCCGAAUAUCAUUCUUGGACUGGCUUCGCUGCCGCAAAGACUGUUUCCGAGGUCGAGUCGCUUGGGGGGUUUCAAUGCGGUGCAUUGGCUCGUAUCGAUUGUGCCGCUCGUACUCUCGCAGCACAGCGCGCUUCUGUCAUUCAGCCGAUCGCCCCUGAAGCCGUACAUGCUUAAGAGUGGCCCACCUUCUGGUCUGACGCCCGAGACACUAGUCUCACUGUAUCCGCUACAUCACGCUCUACUAGUGCCUCUGCACUACCUGACGACUACGAGUUUACUGAUCUCGGAACUGCAUCUGUGCUCUGUUGCUCUGAUCAACCUUCUUCUACUCGCGACCUCACCGCAGAUGAUGAUUCUCAAAGCUUGUUUAUGGAUCGGCGGCGUGGCGCUCUUCGUGCUUUGCGGACCAGUACUGCACUGGAGUGUCACGCUGGCUCGCGUACCCCGCUGGAAGCUCAGGCGAUCAGGACAUACGGCGGAGGAACGCAAAUCGCUCAUUGAUGCAGUAUCUGAGCUUAUCAACCUCCAGCGAGCCACGGCGGCAUUCAGAGGCACCGAAGCUGUGGAUAGUGACGCAGAUGAGGACGAGCCUACAGUCUCAAUUAAGGAGAAGAUCCAUGGUGUACCAAAACUCUUUACGAAGCUACGGAGGACGUCUUUCGGAUCACCCCUUUUCGCGCCGCAGUCUGCUGUAGAGCCACGACAGAUCGAGGUCAAUGGCUUCGCGGUCGAUGGCGCGGCUGCGCAUCCACGAGCAAGACGCAAUACUCUACCUGAACACAGCUUAGUCUCGCCACAGCUGCAGCAACGGGCGCCGAGUAGCAGGCGCAGACCCAAGGCCAAGCUACUGUGGUGUUUGCAGCUUACGCCACGGCAGGCAGAACGCUGGAAGUGGUUGUAUGCUGCAUACAUUUACUGCGCAAUCCUCCUUAUCGGUAUUGGUGGAGUCCGCGUCUAUGUCCAACGCAAAGCGCUCCACGGUGCUGAGCCUUUCGGCUGGGCACUCAGCUACCUCAUCGGCCAACUGCCUUUCGUGCGCGACAUCAUCCACCUGAUGGAUCUGCAAGCAUGGGUCCCACUACCACCACCAGCCAGCCUGACCUGGAACAAUUCGUACCUUACAAUCCCACUCGACGCCAAUCUCCUGCGCACCAUCCUCGGCCCGGCAAACACUCGCCUCGCCCUGUUCGCCUACUGGGCCGCGGUCAUCGCAUGCGGUCUACUGGCCGUCUUCACCCUGACCGCCUUUGUCGAAGUCGACACCCGCCGCAAAGUCUUCCAUGGUGUCAUGGUUGCAGUCCUACUGCCUACGGUCUUCAUCGACCCAUGCUACUGCGCUCUCGGCCUCGCCCUCGUCCUAGCAGUCUUCUUGCUUCUUGAAGCUAUUCGAGCUGGACAGGUACCACCUUUAGGCGUCGCAAUAGGACGAUUUGUGGCGCCUUAUGUAGAUGGUAGAGAUCUUAGGGGUCCGGUUGUCAUCAGUCACAUUUUCUUGCUUAUUGGGUGUGCGGUCCCGUUGUGGUUCUCGCUUGCUUCGAUACAGAGAGAAGGCGAUUAUCCCUGGAUCGACUGGGAAUUGCAAAGUAAUAAACGAGAAGGUGCAAUGAUUGCCGGCGUUAUUUGCGUAGGCAUGGGUGACGCAGCCGCUAGUCUUAUAGGUCGCCGGUACGGCCGACAUAAAUGGAUUUGGGUGGGUGGCAAGAGUUUGGAGGGUAGUGCGGCGUUUGUUGUCGCGGUCACGAUUGGGCUUUUGGCUGGCAAGGUCUGGCAGGUUCUUGGUGGAUGGAAUGAUACUGUCAAGCCUCUACAUGCGCAUACUGGUAGUUUGGGCAGUGCAGCGUGUGUGCUUGCUUGGAUGGUCAGCGCCCUGAAAGCUGGAUUCUGUGCUUGUGGAGCGAGUUUCAUGGAGGCUGUGUUGACCGGAGCGAACGAUAAUGUGGUCGUGCCUGUUGCGCUUUGGCUACUUGUCAAAGGGUCGAGGUUUUAG
This is a messenger RNA of Recurvomyces mirabilis, 2898 nucleotides long. RefSeq names its product dolichol kinase (gene SEC59). Gene Ontology annotation, cellular component: endoplasmic reticulum membrane. The record is from RefSeq and is a predicted model, not a curated record. The coding region runs from base 1 to 2898 and encodes 965 amino acids. Gene Ontology annotation, biological process: dolichyl monophosphate biosynthetic process. The transcript has a single exon. NCBI's taxonomy places the organism in Eukaryota, Fungi, Ascomycota, Dothideomycetes, Mycosphaerellales, Teratosphaeriaceae. Gene Ontology annotation, molecular function: dolichol kinase activity.